UUUGAGACCUGUAGACGUGGAAGUCUGUAACAAUGGACAUGUCGCAGGAGCAAACACGGUCAGUCAGUUUACCUCGGAGUCUGAGAAAGAGAAAGAAGGGGUCAGACAUGACUAACAUGUUUCAGCGGACCUGUCGACUGGAAAUUAAUGUACCCACGCAAAUUGUGCAUGUCAUCGGUACAGAACUUAAGGUGAUUGUAGACCGGUGUGCUCCACCGCAGUCCAAAUCCUUCUCAAUAAAAUGUGGCCCAAACGUGCAAUGCAAGGUCACUUCCCCGGCUGGGGACAGGAAUGCUGCUCCGUACCCCCUCACCCCAAACUCUGUUCUCAUCGUCACCAUGGAUGCAGUCAGCGAGACCGCAAACGACACCAAGCUGUCUGUGAGGUACUAUGGAGAGAAAGCAGAGUCGCUCGGGGACGCCGUGCUGCAUCUAACAGCUGUCGAGAUAUCUCUGGACGUAGACGCUGACCGAGAUGGCGUUGUUGAGAAAAACAAUCCAAACAAGGGAUCGUGGAAGUGGGGUCCUAAUGGCCACGGUGCAGUUCUGCUGGUCAACUGUGACUCAGAGACCACUUACCAGAAGACACUGGACAGCGAGGUUGCUGAGAUCAAUAAAGUGUCAGAUUUACAGGACAUGUCCAAGAUGAUCCUGCGCACCAACGGUCCCGCUGAACUUCCUGAAGGCUAUAAACUAACCAUGCACAUCUCAAAGACCACUUCAGACAACGUGAGAGUCUUUAGACCUCGGACAACUGCAAAAGAAGACGAUGUGUGGAAGCACAAACUCCUGAAGUUGUUCCUGAAAGACUAUAUCAUGGUGGUGGGAAUGGACACGCUGACACAGGAAGUGCCCUAUCUGGGAGGCAAAACCGAACUAGCGUUCUUUGUAGAGGGUCUUCGCUUCCCUGAUAAAGACUUUGAUGGGCUCGUCACCAUUAACCUCAGUCUACUAGAGCCCUGUGGCAAGGGUUUCCCUGAAACGCCCAUCUUCACAGAUACAGUUGUAUUUCAUAUUUCUCCCUGGAUCAUGACCCCAAACACCCUCAAACCUGUGGAGGUGUAUGUGUGCAGCACAAAUGAUAACUACACAUUCCUGAAGAGCAUAAGGAACCUGGUGGACAAGUGUGGCUACAAACUGAAAAUAUGUCAUGAGUACAUGAACCGAGGCGACCGCUGGAUGCAGGAUGAGCUUGAGUUUGGCUACAUUGACUCUCCCCAUCACAAAUUCCCUGUUGUACUAGACUCUCCUCGUGAUGGAGAUCUUAAGGAUUUCCCCUACGAGUCCAUUCUGGGGCCAGACUUUGGGUACGUGACACGGCAUGCUUUGAAUGAGAAGGUCACCAGUCUGGACUCCUUCGGUAACCUGGAGGUUAGUCCACCAGUCACAGUCAACGGAAAGAGUUACCCACUUGGCAGGAUCAUCAUUGGGGUAGCGUUCCCUACUGCAACUCGUGGCCGAAACAUGACCCAAGUGGUCCAGGACUUCCUGUGGGCACAGAAAGUUCAAGAGCCGAUAGCUCUGUACUCUGAUUGGCUGGUUGUGGGUCAUGUGGAUGAGUUCAUGACCUUUGUUCCAGCCCCUGACCGAAAGAAAUUCCGGUUGCUUCUGGCUAGCCCUGACGCCGGAUACAAAGUUUUCAAAAGCUUACAAAAGAAAGGACAUGGAGAAGCAGUAAUGUUUCCAGAUUUGCCAGAGACCAUCUCUGUAAAUGAGAUUCUGAGUGACAAAAAGCUACAGGCUGAAAACCUAUACGUGCAGAACUGUAUUGACUGGAACAGAGACGUGCUGAAGAAAGAGCUGGGGUUGGAUGAUGAAGACAUCAUUGAUUUGCCCAUCCUGUUUAAGGCGUUAGAAGAGAAAACAGGCCCCAGGGCUGUGGCUUACUACCCCGACAUGGUGAACAUGAUUGUGUUGGGGGAUCAGCUAGGCAUCCCAAAACCGUUUGGGCCGAAGGUGAAUGGCAGGUGUGCUCUGGAGACAGAGGUGUGUUCUCUUCUGGAGCCUCUGGGCCUCAAAUGUACCUUUAUUGAUGACUUUGCCCCGUACCACAAACUGCUGGGUGAAGUUCACUGCGGCUCCAAUGUCCUUCGAGAGCCGUCCCCUUUCAGAUGGUGGAACUUAGAGCUGUGAGAGAGAGUGCCUAUUAAGUCUCGCAACAAUUUCAUUUUAGCCAAAAACAAUGCAUAGAGUGAAAUACUAAUGGAAUAAAUCAUU
Carassius carassius (crucian carp) is the source of this 2216-nucleotide messenger RNA. RefSeq names its product protein-arginine deiminase type-2-like. Gene Ontology annotation, molecular function: protein-arginine deiminase activity; calcium ion binding. Gene Ontology annotation, cellular component: cytoplasm. The transcript is spliced from 16 exons. Bases 33 to 2132 code for a protein of 699 amino acids. Lineage: Eukaryota; Metazoa; Chordata; Actinopteri; Cypriniformes; Cyprinidae. The record is from RefSeq and is a predicted model, not a curated record.